This is a messenger RNA of Manihot esculenta (cassava), 1405 nucleotides long. RefSeq names its product F-box/kelch-repeat protein At1g15670. The coding region runs from base 214 to 1275 and encodes 353 amino acids. The record is from RefSeq and is a predicted model, not a curated record. Gene Ontology annotation, molecular function: protein binding. Gene Ontology annotation, biological process: regulation of phenylpropanoid metabolic process; negative regulation of cytokinin-activated signaling pathway. The transcript has a single exon. Lineage: Eukaryota; Viridiplantae; Streptophyta; Magnoliopsida; Malpighiales; Euphorbiaceae.
UGUUUCCUAUGGUCCAUCGGCCUGUCCUUACUGGAUCAGUAGCCCUUGGUUUCCAGAACUCUAUUAUUAACAAAAACUCGUUCUCAUCUUCAAUAACGGCAAGUCAGCAACUUUUCUCUAUAUAAACAAAACCCCUCAAAUCUCUGCCUUCCAUAAACCCUUCUUUAAACCAAUCUCCAGCUUCUCUUCUUCUUCUUCUUCUUCUCUGUUCUCAUGGAGCUGAUUCCUGGUCUCCCUGAUGAUGUCGCUCGUGAAUGUCUUGUUCGUCUCAUGUACAGGCAGUUCUCCACCGUCUUAUCUGUUUCUAAAGGCUGGAGGACUCAGCUCGAGUCGCCGGAAUUUUACCGGCGCAGGAAAGAUACGUCUACUAGUCAGAAGCUUGUCGUUAUGGCUCAAGCUCGAGUUGACCCAAAUGAAAUUUUCAAGGUUGUAAAAUAUCCGCUUAUCCCGGUUCACCGCCUCACUCUUCUUGAGGCGAAUACGGGUGAUCGGUGUGAAUUGCCUCCGAUUCCUGAGUUUUCCGAUGGCUUGCCGUUGUUUUGCCAGGUUGUGAGUGUUGGGUCGGAUAUUGUGGUUUUGGGUGGGCUGGAUCCAGCGACUUGGGAAGUGUCCGGUUCAGUUUUUGUUUUCGAUUUUGUUUCCGCUACUUGGCGUCGUGGGUCUGAUAUGCCAGGUGUUCGGCGAUCUUUUUUUGGAUGCGCAUCUGAUUCUGAUCGGAUGGUGUAUGUCGCUGGUGGACAUGACAGUGACAAAAAUGCACUAAGAUCUGCAAUGGCGUAUGACGUGGCAAAAGAUGACUGGAUUCAAUUGCCUGACAUGGCAAGAGAACGCGACGAGUGCAAGGCGAUUUUCCACGGUGGCAAGCUCCACGUCAUUGGAGGAUACUCUACUGAAAUGCAAGGUAGAUUUGAGAGAGAUGCUGAGGUGUUAGAUCUCGCGACGUGGACGUGGAAUCAUAUACAACAGUUUCUAGAAUCUACCACGUGUCCUAAAACAUGUACUAGUGGCGAUGAUGGAAUAUACAUGUGUCAGGGAGAGUAUGUGGUGGCACUGAAAGGCACGACGUGGCAAGUAGUUUACAUGCUUCCUUGUGACGUGGACAACGUUGCUUACCUGGCAAAAUGGCAAGACAAGUUAUUGGUGAUCGGCUCAGCAGGAUUUGGUGAACCCCACGUGGCAUAUGUAUUGGAUUUAAACAAGUACAGGUGGACAAAAAUGGAGACACCUAGGCAGUAUUCUGGGCAUGUUCAAUCAGGUUGCUACCUGGAGAUCUAAUGUUUUACUAGAUUAAGAGUUUUCAGAGUGCAAAAGUGUGUAGAUCAAUGUGAAUGGAAUAGAGUUUACAUGAGUUAAUUUAACUAUUAAAUAUAUAUAUUUCAUUAUUAUUAUAUUACAAUUUUCAUUA